GUAAAAACAACGUCACUACGCAAGGGGUGGCGACGUGGAAAACAUGGAGGAAAGGGGUAUGUAGUGUAAACUUAACAGCCUCAAAUUUCGCACAAUUUCAAGUAUUUGGCUUUGUAAAUUACGCUAUAUGAACAAAGUGGACAAAGCUGCAGAUAGAUGUGAAAAAAAAGCAGUCGCCCCUUAACGGUCCUGAGAGACGAGAGAGCUACGGAAACUGCGCGAAGCGUUUGUGACAGAAUUUGGCAUAUGCCUGGUGAAAAAGCCCAGAAGAGUCGUGAGUCUGGCUGAGUGGAGCCAGUAGAGAUGGGAGCCAACACCAGCCAGGUCAGUGACCUGUCUGACAACCCAAGCCUCAAGGCCCUGGUGGGCACAGAGUCCAUAUCAGAGAAUGACCCGUUCUGGAACCAGCUCAUCUCCUUCACCUUCAUCAGUCCCACCUGCAGUGGAGACUCUAGGUUGCUGGAAGAGGCUGUCAUCCCCCUGGCCAAGAUCCUUAUUGAAAACAAUCCCAGAACGGGUAACUUCGGCGCUCUUGUGAGAAUUUUCCUGGGAAGAACCAAAGAGCUGAAAAUCUCCACAGAAUGCCAAGAUCAGCUGUUCAUCUGGCAGGCCCACAACGCACUGUUCAUGAUUCGUUGCCUGCUCAAGGUGUUCAUCAGGGAGAUGAGUGAAGAGGAGCUGCACCUACAGUUCUUCUACCAGGAGAGGGCACCAGGCUCCUGUGGAGAAACAGGUAGAGAGGACCUCCUUGAGGAGCUGUUGUCCAACCUCGUUCACCUGAUCGUUGAAGUGCCCCUGCUUGACAUCACCUAUAGCAUCCUGUUUGAAGCAGUGACCACGCUGCUGGCAUUCUUCUCAUAUCAGCUCUUCCACAAAGACAUCCUCCGAGAUGGAAUAAUCUACCAGCACAUCAUGAAGGGGAGAUGUUUGUGUUUAACCAGUCGACUGGUGAAGACCCUGCUCUAUAACUUCAUCAGGCAGGAGAAGUGUCCACCUCCAGCAACCCACAUCUUUGAGCCGAAAGCUGAGGGUGGCCUGCUUUACGGCCUGGCGUCAGGGGUGGCAAGUGGGCUGUGGAAUGUCUUCACAUUGGGUGGAGCUGGCAGCAAAGCAGGGAUAGACCAGGAACACAACCCCUUACCUUUGUCUAAUCAGAGCCUUCUGUUACUGCUGGUGCUAGCAAAUCUGACAGACGGGCCCGACUGGCCCAACCCUUACCGACAGGCUAUUACUUGUUUCAGAAACACACAAGACACAUCGUCGCUGUCCGUGGAGCAACCUCACACUUUCCAGAUCAAUUUCAACAGUCUAUACACAGCGCUGUGUGAGCAGCAGUGCUCUGACCAGGCAACACUACUGUUGUACACCCUGCUUCACCAGAACGCCAACAUGAGGACAUACAUGCUCUCCAGAACCGACAUGGAAAAUCUGGUGUUGCCCAUCCUCGAGAUCCUUUACCACGUAGAGGAAAGAAAUUCUCAUCAUGUCUACAUGGCCCUCAUUAUUCUUCUCAUUCUUACAGAGGACGAUGCCUUCAAUCGCUCCAUCCAUGAGGUGGUAUUGAAGAACAUCUCAUGGUACACAGAGAGGUCGUUGACAGAAAUCUCACUUGGCAGUUUGCUCAUCCUGGUGGUCAUCCGCACCAUCCAGUUUAACAUGACCCGGACAAGGGAUAAAUACCUCCACACCAACUGUCUGGCUGCACUUGCUAACAUGUCAGCCCAGUUUCGAUGUCUGCACCAGUACGCUGCCCAGCGCAUUAUUAGUUUAUUUGCUUUGCUUUCCAAAAAGCACAACAAGGUUUUGGAGCAGGCAACACAGAGUCUGCGAGGCAGACAGGGAGACAACACAGCCUUGCCCGACUAUGCCCAGGACCUAAAUGUGAUUGAGGAGGUGAUCCGCAUGAUGCUGGAAAUCAUCAACUCUUGCCUGUGCAACUCUCUACACCACAACCCCAAUCUGGUGUAUGCGCUGCUCUACAAGAGGGAGCUCUUCGAGCAGUUCAGGAUGCACCCAUCCUUUCAGGACAUCAUGCAGAACCUGGACACGGUGAUUGGCUUCUUCAGUCAGCGCCUGGAGCAGGCUGGAAGUGACCUGUCAGUUGAGAGGGUUCAGGAGGUCAUCAUGAAAGGAGCCCAGGCCCUGCCCAAAGACAGACUGAAGAAGUUUCCUGAGCUCAAGUUUAAGUAUGUGGAGGAAGACCAGCCUGAGGAUUUCUUCAUCCCCUAUGUCUGGUCCCUGGUAUUUAACUCUGGAGUUGGCCUCCACUGGAGCCCGCAUGGCAUCGAGCUCUUUAGCAUGGACUCUGGCUGAAACACCUGCUGCAGCAGACUGCGUGUGUCUCCAUCCCCGUUCAGUAUAGAAAAAAAAGACUGACUCUGGACGUCAUCAGUGCUUUCAACAAUGCUUUUGUACCUCUGUACAGCAAACAACACAAAAGAAAAAUCAGCCCAAAGCCCCAACUGUCGCACACUGUUAAUAUCUGCAUCACAGAAU
Messenger RNA from Xiphias gladius (swordfish), 2496 nucleotides. It is a transcript of the gene dym, whose product is annotated as dymeclin. Lineage: Eukaryota; Metazoa; Chordata; Actinopteri; Istiophoriformes; Xiphiidae. The transcript has 18 exons. Bases 304 to 2313 code for a protein of 669 amino acids. Gene Ontology annotation, cellular component: Golgi apparatus. The record is from RefSeq and is a predicted model, not a curated record. Gene Ontology annotation, biological process: Golgi organization.